Molecule: messenger RNA, 543 nt
Organism: Aplosporella prunicola CBS 121167
Lineage: Eukaryota; Fungi; Ascomycota; Dothideomycetes; Botryosphaeriales; Aplosporellaceae
Exons: 1
Coding region: 90-407 (105 amino acids)
Source: RefSeq, a predicted model, not a curated record
CCUACCUAGGUAUGCAGGACCUAGCUGAUUUUUCGAAUUUUUUCGUUUCUUUUUUGUAGACAAGCAGCUGAACCCUACCUACGCAUGGUAUGGGCAUGGCAUGUGAAAGCCGCCUCACGCACGCCCGCGAGCGAGCUCGCCGACCGAGGGCGCUAGGCCGCUUGCGAGCGGGCCUCGGCUCGUCGGCGCGCGACAUCAGCGGCUGCUGCUGGGUGCACAUGCUUCUUUGCUCGCAUCUCUCUCUCUCCCUCUUCUUCCCCGGAUUUAGGUUCUGUGGACACGCUUAUAUACCUGCCUACCUAAGCUGCUUCGUUGAGCUUCUGGGUUUUUGUUGUUCUUCUUCUUUCUUGAAAAAGGAAGGAAUACGACUCGACUCGAUACGACACGAUACCUAUCAAUCUCGAUAGCGAUCCCUUGGACUUGGUUGAGUUGAGCUGAGACGUCGGACGAUACGACACGAUACGAUACGAUAACUGCGAUACUAUGGCGAAUCAGGCGGGUACGAAGCUUGCGGGUAAGUGGUUCUGUUGCCGGAGGUGGGGG